This is a messenger RNA of Beauveria bassiana ARSEF 2860, 702 nucleotides long. RefSeq lists its product as uncharacterized. The transcript has a single exon. The record is from RefSeq and is a predicted model, not a curated record. NCBI's taxonomy places the organism in Eukaryota, Fungi, Ascomycota, Sordariomycetes, Hypocreales, Cordycipitaceae. Bases 1 to 702 code for a protein of 233 amino acids.
AUGGGUCACGUUUCACUUCCAGACGGUAGUUACAAGCUCUUCUAUGCUGUCAAACCGUCUGCCGCGUAUCUCGCGUGCAAGGAGUCACGCGCCUUCCUUCACUACAUCUUUGCUGAGCCUGCAAAGCCCGACGGGGGCUUGCCUAGUUGGUUCAACCUUGCUAUUGACACUGUCCGUUUCAAUCGUGAACAUCUUGUCCCCCUUUCUCGCCAUCCCUGGCUGAAGCAGGCACAGCAUCUCUGGAUCCGGUUCAAUUUCGAUGCUUGUGAAUAUUUGUCGUCUGGGUGCUGUAAAAUGCGAGCAUAUGAGGACAAGGACCAAAGUUGGCUGGAGAGGAACCUUGUCUCGCUCAAGAGCAUCACGUUUCAGAUGGUCCACGCUAAAGGAGAGGGCGAGUGGGUAAAAGAGUGGUUUCCCUAUUUUGAGACCUGGUUCAAUCACCCCAGAUGGGACCCAGUACCUUUUUCUGCUCGAGUCAUCUGCUACCAGAGCAACAUACCCGAAGAAGAAUGGUUAACUCCUCAAAACUACCUCCUUGUGGAGAAGAGAGUUAUGGGAAAUCACUUUAAACGCGGCUACGGGGUCCCCAAUUGGAGAGAAAUGAUUGGGUGUGAGAGAACCAGAUGUCUUGUAUACGCAACCGACGAGGAGCUCAAAAAUCCCGGUGAAUUUCUGAAGAAGCACCAGCACUUUGGGGUAUGA